Vitis vinifera (wine grape) is the source of this 612-nucleotide messenger RNA. RefSeq lists its product as uncharacterized. The transcript has a single exon. The record is from RefSeq and is a predicted model, not a curated record. The coding region runs from base 1 to 612 and encodes 203 amino acids. Lineage: Eukaryota; Viridiplantae; Streptophyta; Magnoliopsida; Vitales; Vitaceae.
AUGGAAGACACCACCCUUCUGCAAGACUUUGAAGAUUCUGAAGACGCACUCUCAUUUUGCGACCUCCCAAUUGACACCCUCCAAUCUCAUGAUUCUCAUCAUCAUCCAGACCCUUCUCCAGAUGACCACUUCUUCGAGUUCCUCUCUGAGCCUAUCAUCAUCUCCGGGAGAACCCUUCCUCCCACCAACCAUCCAAGUGUGGACUUGGCCACCUGGAGAUCGGAGUCCUUCAGCGCAGCCACCCCCUCCCGAUCCCGCACUUCCGUCGUUCGUUCGGAGUCGCUUCGGUUGUCGGUGCCAAAGGGUUCAUCCCAGAACCAGCCCGGAUUUUCUGGUAUGAGAGUGACGCCGGCGGCGAGGUCGAAGAAGCACGCCUUCAUGUUUGGAUUGCCCAAGUUCCCACUAGAGAUGGAACUGAGUGACAUGAGGAGGAGGCAGAGUCGCCGUGCUCCAGCGCCGAUAAUCCCUGUGGCGGAGGCCAGGGAGGCGGCUGCCGGAGGAAAAAGUGCAGGAAAAGGACAGUGGGGUCUGCUUCGGUCAUUGAGAUGCAGGACCAAUCUGCUGAGCGCGUUCGGCAGGGCAGGGUUUAGCUGCGUUUCGCCGGUCCUGUGA